Cooperia oncophora is the source of this 192-nucleotide messenger RNA. Lineage: Eukaryota; Metazoa; Nematoda; Chromadorea; Rhabditida; Trichostrongylidae. The record is from the annotation of a GenBank genome assembly.
AUGAAUUGCCGUAAUGAAGAUGGUAGCAGAGGACAUUGUCUCCCAGUAGGUACGAUAAUAUCAUCAAGAGCCCGUCAGAUCAAAGAGAGUAUCGGGGACUUGAACUCACAAAUGGCCUCCGGGUACUACUGGUAUCGGAUCCCACUACAGAUAAAUCUGCCGCUGCAAUGGAUGUUAAUGUCGGAAGCCUAA